AUGCCUACCUACAAAAAUUUGGAAGACUCGCCUGAGACUAUGAACAGAAUCGCCGAACAGUCUGAGCGCGAAGUGAACACUUACGAGGCCAAGACUGGCGCUAACAGGACCGCUCCUAGCGACGAGGCCGGCGUGGACACGAGAGUAGAGAAGAAGUUCCAAGGUGCCAACGUGCGCUACAACCCAGAGUUAUGUACCAACGCCAGCUGGAACAAGCGAAUCCCGCCCGAGGAAGGCGGAGUGUUAGAUGCUCGCGGGCGAGUAAGCCGCGGCGAACACUUCGAGGGCGAGGGCGGGCCAGAGGACAAGCUAGCGAUCGAGCAGCGGGAGUUCGGGGGCAACAACGAGUUCAACGUAUCGGGGUACCAACGGCGGGAGCGCGGGUGGGCAAGCCCGAAGGACCCGGUCCCGCGCAAAGUGGACGUGCAGCCCGACAAGUGGGACGAGGGUAAGGAGGCCAAGCUCGCUAACAUCGCGGACAAGAAGCCCGUCCCGAUCAAGGACCACGUCAAGGGCUCCGAGUACUACACGCCCGAGGACGUGCCGGGCAGCAUAGCGGCUGAAGGGUACGAACCGCCGGAGAGUGUGGUGCAGAGCUCCCGGGACGCGGAGAAGUAUAGGGAUGAAUGA
Daldinia caldariorum is the source of this 630-nucleotide messenger RNA. RefSeq lists its product as uncharacterized. Bases 1 to 630 code for a protein of 209 amino acids. The record is from RefSeq and is a predicted model, not a curated record. The transcript is spliced from 2 exons. NCBI's taxonomy places the organism in Eukaryota, Fungi, Ascomycota, Sordariomycetes, Xylariales, Hypoxylaceae.